AUAAUUCAACGGUAUCUCAAGAGAGCCAAAUGGAUUGCUGUUUGGUCAAUGAAAUCUUUUCAUCUGAAAUGAUUAUGGACCUUACGUAAAGAUCAGAAUUCGCCAUGGACCGAUUGUCGUUAUCAAGACGUCCAAAAAUAGCAGAGAAGGAGAAAUGUCUACCGGCAGGGGAUGGACUACCAUCAUGGACAACUCUACCGCUCGAUGCCAAGUUUCCGAUGGUCCCAAAUCCAAAAGGGUCGAUGGUGUUUUGCUCCACCAAUCUAUGUGAAACGAAACACAAAUCCUCGCGCCACUAUGACUUUGACCUCAGUGACCCCUACUGUCACGUGUUCUCUAACGACUACCAUCCACUUCAUGAUCGCCACCUCCGGAACCACUUCAGCCAGCCCCAGAUGCGGCGUCAUUUGCUGAAGAACGAUUUCCUAACGGAUGACAACAAGGUCGUGUGUACCCUAAAGGAAUUCAACAGGUACCGACAAUACCUCCGGAGGGUCUGUCUCAUGGAACUGGCCAGGGAGCAGAAAAUAGAGAAUGAAAACUAUCUAAACUCUCAAAAGGACACCACCGAUAGCACCGAGGAGACGCCGACCGACAUACGUGUCCGGCAGGUUCAGGAGAAUCUAGAAAAGCAAAGAACAAUGACAAGACAGAGGAUCGAGCAGUUGUUACAAGAUAAGGCAAACCGAUUGCAGCGCCGCCUGGGAGAAAUGCAAGAAGCGAACACGAGGCGAGAUCUAAUGCGUCAACAGGACGAGAGCAAACGUCAGGCAGCCAUCGCAGAACAUCACUUAGAGGAGAAGAAACGCACUCGAAGACUAAUGCAGCGAUGGAAACUACGUGAGCGACAACAUACAACACGCAUGGACGAAAAGAAGAAGCAACGAGUGUUCGACCAGAAAAAGAAGAGCUUCGAAAUGUGGGAAACCCGCAAACAAAUACAGAGGGAACGUAUUGAGCGAGAGGCAGAAAUCCUUCGACGUGAGAAUGAACGUCGGGAUAGAAAUAUUUCUUUGAGGGAACGUCUGCUCGCGGAACAACGUAAUCGAAUUGCAGCACAACUAAAUUCCAUGAAGGAUACAAUGCGGAGACAAAAGGCGGAACGCGAGGAACGGUGUGCCCGCCGCCUUGAAAAGAAACUUGCUCUGGCUGAGCUCAGAGCUUGGGCGCGGCACCAGGGCAAGAGAAGGCGAGCACGACGAACCAGAUUCAGAAGUAUGUGGAACUUGGGAGAUACCAUGAACAGACUUAUCUUAGGUGAUGAUGAUAACGACCUUCUCCAAGAUAGAACAUCCGCCUCUAGUUUCCUGCAGAUGCUCAACGAGGCUGUGGACGAUCUGCACGAAUCUCCGGAAGAGUUAUUCGGAAAAGAAUCGAAAGGAGCCAGGGAAGAGGACGAUUUCCUCAUCAGGGAACAGGCGAGGCAAAUAGUGGAUUCGGUCAUCACCAAAGUUACCACGGAGCUUUAUCCCGAAUAUCUGCGCUCAAUGGAACAAGAAACACAGGGAGGUGGGAAAUCACAGGGAAAAGCCGUCAAGUUUGGAUGUGAGCGAAUUAUAACCACCUACCCACGUCCAUCCGUCGACGCAGAUAAUCUUCGUCCUGUCGAGGAACAUGUUCUGACACCUGUGCCCUCCACGAAUUUGAUUUCGCCAUCACUCGGAGGCAACGAAGAUUCGGACCACGUGAUCGUAGCAAAAAUCUUAAAUCGCCUUCUUGUCGACCUAAACGACAAAAAGCUUUCCAAAGAGGAGCUUGUUAAAUUGACAUCGUACUCGUUGCAAAUACUCAGCUCGACAGAUCAAUCUUCGCCAAAUGAUGAUCUAGCUGAACUAGAGACUGGAGAAUUGUACGAAAGCGCUGUUGCCGACGAUCUGGUACAUUUUACAAUCAGCAAGAUCGCAGACGAAGUGAAAUCAGGUCAGGUGAGUAGCGAGGAGUUGACGGGAUUGGCACUGUCGGCUUGGGAUAUGUGUUACCCGUCUUCUACAGAGGACGGGGUCGUGGACACGCUUAUAGAUGACACUAUACAACAAAUCAUAUCUGACAAGAGUUUCGACAGGAUUUCCUCCGUCCACGACUUCAUGCUAGAUGAGUUUAUUGUGAAGACGCUGAAUGAAGUGAGCAACGAUCUCCAGUCUGGAAAUUUGCCAAUGGGUGUGAUAUCACAGAUUCUUGAGCAGAUGUCGGAGGUGGUGGACGAUAUUCCUGUUGGUGACGCCGACGACAAACCUGAUAUGUUCAGGCGUUUGUUGGUACGGGUGACUGAAGAUGUCUUGUCUGAAUGCAGCGACACGCUAUAUAAAGUCGUUAACGUCAUCAUUACGUCAUAUCACACAUACAGAGAAUCAUCAACACAAGCGCUUUCGGAGUUGGUGGCUGACACAUGCGGACGUAUCUCUAUUUAUCUGAAUACAGGAGAGGCCAAUGAUUCAGAUAUCAACUUCGAAACAUUAUGUGGCAUUGCAAUCAAAAUAUGUCCAACGGCAUUAUCCUCACAACAAGUUUGCGAGUUGGCAACUAGCAUCGCAAACAUUCUUCAGAUUCAGACCAAUGGGCAGAACGUGGAUGUAGAUAACAUUAUACAGCUGUCGAGAGGUCUUAUACGCAGAGCCGGUGUUGGUAGUCUUUUAAGAAUAGCUCGCGUCAUUUUAGAUUCGUGUCAAAGUAUCGUUGAUACAGUGGAAGCAGAGGAAGAGAAAAUAGAAGGGGAAAACAAACAAGUUUUCCUGGAGGACGUUACCAACUUUGUAGUCGACAUCCUGAAGUUGGUAUCAAGAAGUAUUGAUAGAGGCAACUUUACCGAGACUGAUAUACAGGAAAUGACGGAGCUUCUUCAACACGUAAGUCGAGGCAAUUCAUUAGCCCCUACGCCAGAACCGGACAAGAAAGUUCUUCUUGUCAAUACAUUGGCUUCUAUACUUGAUGACGUGGAGAAGGGCCGAUUGAGUGCGGAGGAAAUGCAAGAACUAGGAAAUCAUCUCAGAUCUUGCGGAGAGCGACUCUUAGGUUCGUCACCUAUCGGAGAAAAGACGAGUCGUGUGGCUUCCUUUACUAGUACUGCUGUGGCAGAGAAUGUUGUCUCCCAUGUAUUGUCUUCCAUUCAAAAUGACAUUGAUAGAGACGUGAUGAACACGGAAUCCCUUAAAGAGCUCGCAGUGUGCAUACUCAGGACGAGAACGUCCAAGGACAAGCUGGAUAUAGACAGUGAUGAAUGCUUAGUAAAGGCAGUGCGCUCCAGUCAUACUCAUCCGUCCCCCUGUGAGUCCAGACUGGCAGAAGAUGUCGUCUUUGCAACGAUUGACAGCAUUGUCAAUGACUUGAAUGAAGGCAAACUGUAUCCCGACAGAAUAACGUCAUUAGCUUCGUCGGUAAUAUCAUCCAUGGCUAUUGGAUUUGUUAAAGCUGAAGAUUUGGACAGACUGGAUCAUACAAUGAACAAAAUAUUGGACUGUCUCCGUGAAGACACCAUUGACAGAGAAGAAGCAAAGAGAAUGUUUAUCACGAUACUGGAUCAGUACAAAACUAACUGGAGCACAAUGCCACAGGUCCAAGAUGUGUCAGUCAUGUCAUCUUCAUCUCAAAUAGCAGAAUCUAUAAUUCGUGCAACGCUGAAAAAAAUCAAACGAGAUAUACGGAGUGGAGCAUAUACUGACGCCGAACUACUGUCAUUAAUGGGGAGCAUAUGCGACGAUGAAGACCCUGCAGCUGCUGAUGAUAUUGUCAACCUGAUAUCUGCUACUAUCCAAGAAAUACGACAAUCUAUAGAAUCAGAAACAAUAUCGCUCGAGGCUCUGUCAAACUUCCUGUCUCUCUUCAAAUCACAGAAGCAAACAAAACCAGAAGACCUAACGAUGGAAAUAGCAAAGAGUAAGUGCCAAGAAGCCACAAGGGAUAUUGCUCGAUAUGGAGGAAGAAGUGUUUAUAUAAAAGACGUCCUCAAAUGUAUCGCCACCAGCAAAAAAGAUUCAAAUACGGGACCAGUGGCUGUCUUACAAGGUCUACUACAGGUAAUUGAUUCCAACAUUUUGACAAAUUUCAUUCGUGUCACUCUCCAGAGAGUUUUGUCAGACAUUGGUAGCACAGACAGAAACGGUAAACCUCAACAACAGAUGUGUGUCAGAUCGGAUGCACACCUGCAGUCUGUGACGUCACUUAUAGCUCACAACGUGGUAAGAAACUUGAUGGCCAGGAUCGAUCACACGCUUGUAGUGCAAGGAAAGUUAUCGUCGGAUGACGAGCUUCUACCAGUCACGCUUAACUCGAACGAUUAUGACUACAUAUACAGCCUUUACGAAAACGAACCAGACACGUGCGUAUCUUACUCCCCGAAUGAGAUCGGAGGACUGAUCCUUGAUACACUCAAUAAUAUUGUUUCCAACUUUCGUCUCGAAAGGUCAAUGUCACCGUCAGUCGAAAAGGUAUCGUCUGACAUUUUGCACGAUUUUGUUUUGGAAAAACUCCAAGGCAUUGUUGAAGGCAUGCAAGAUCAGAUGACACUGGGCCAGCAAUGGCAAUACAAUGGAUCAGGGGAGCUGGGGACGCAGGAUUCCAAGUCGAAAGUUGCAUCUUUCCUGGAUAUGAAUGACAAACAAGCUACCUGUUUUGUAGCUGAGAUCUUGCAAGACGUCGUACACGAUAUGUCUUCAGAAGUUUCAGCUGCCCCACGUCAAUACAGUAAGGACGGCAUUGUCGAUGCACAAACAUCAACCUUGACUUUGGAGGUGGAAAAUAUUGUUGUAGCAACACUUCAAGAUAUUGUUGAUGACUUCACCGAUACCGAACGAGAGUUCUCACAGAAAAUAAAACAAGAGAUUACAAAAAGGAAAACAUUGGAUACUUUGGUGCAGAUAAAACGAGAUGUGGUGGAAGGCCAGGACACCGUUUUGAAGGAAGAAGUGUUGCGUAUCAUAAAAUCUUCGGUGAAACCUGGUCCAAAUGAACCAGAAACCGACUUCGUUGAAAAUACAAUAAAUUCAAUUAUCAGCAACAUUGAAGUUGACAACAUAAAGGCGUCAGAUUUAUACCAAUUAGAACCACUAGAAGAGGCAGGUGACAAAGGUAAUAUCGUCGUCCCAUCUACAGUAGGCGCAUAUUCUCCUAGUUCUUGUGAAGAAAGGAGUGGAGGCUUAGACCGACCAUCCGUUAGUCUUCAAAAGAUGAUCGAUGUGACAAACAAGAUGCUUAAAUUCCACGAAGAGGAAACACAAAGAAACCACGGUACUUUAUUUCUCAGUGCUGAUUUGUCUGUUAUUCAUAGAAGUCAUGCUCUCCUGAAUAUUGCGAGCGCUCUUAGCCACUCGAUUCAUACGACAAUCGAAAAUGUGAAAGAAGGCAAACUAUCCGACAAUGAAAUCGUAACUCUGGCCACGGCUCUCUCUCAGACCAUGUUAGAUGGCGGGGCUGAGAACGUCCUCUCAACUGCUUCAGUUGACGCGUCAAUAGAAGAUUUCAUCGUCGUGAUGCUAGAAGAAAAGAAACGCGAAAUAGAAGAGAAUGGGUUGGACUCGAUAAGUAUCGCAAAUGCUACAGAUCGCUUACUUGGAAUACAAGUAAAGGACAAGGAUGUGGCAGAAAGGAGUGGAAGCGUUUCUUCCGUUUCAUCAGAAAAAAUUGCUGAUUUUGUUCACAAUAUUUUGCUGAAUAUUGCAAGCAGUCUCUCCCAGAUGGACGUAAUGAAUGGUAAUCCUGUGGGAGGCGCAUUUGCCGAAGAAAUUGAAAAAAGUGAAUCGGUUGAAACACAGCAUUCAGGAACCGGAAGUAUAAGUAAACAAAAUAUCAACCCAAAUGCAGUUCUUCCGAGAAUCAACAAAGGAUCCAGUAGCUCGCACAUCAUCCCAACAAAGAUGGAACGUUUCACGGAAGUUGGCCAACCGACCGCGUCAGUGUUAGAAAAGGAAGUAAAGGUUGCGAACAUGCCACAAGAACACCGCCCUCAGAAGGAUAAACGCACUGUAUGUAAAAACCAAUCUAAAACUGAAAGAACAAAACAGAAUCCCAAACAGACAGAACCUACAAGCUUUUCAAGAAAAGUGACGGGAUACCAAUCAUUAGAUCCGACAAAGAAAGAAAGCGGCCAAGUUUCAACUCCUAUCAACAGGCGACCUUCGGUUCAAUCAGUUCGCACUUUACAAAAAACGCCGCAAAGCAAAUGUGGACGACAUGCGACUCAAACCAAGGUUUCAACUGUGAAGUCUGUCCAACCUUUACACAACAACACACACAAGCAAACACUUCCUACGCUGUCUCCAGUUUUGGAUAAACAAUCCCAACAGCAUUCGCCGGUAGUCGUUAAAGGGAAAAAGCCACGUACAGACGGAAAGUCAAAUCAGAAUGUGACGAAAGGCCAUGUUCAAGAUCGCUUGAAACCACAAAGAGGUGUGCCAACCAUUCAAACGCAGACGAGAGAUCCCAAACAUGGCACAAUUAGCAGGCCCGCUCAGAAGAAAAACGACGUGGUAUCUGAGGACUGCAGGUUUAAAGGACAGGGAGACAAGAAAACAAGCAAAACGUCAACACUUGAAACGCUAGCGGCUGAUAUUCCAGCACCACUGAAUCUUGUGCCUUAUUCUCCUCCCGUCGACAAAAGGCCUAUCCCCAUGGAGGUGCAGUCAAUUUGUGGUUCGCACAAAACGAGGAUCCGAGUUAUUAAGGAUAACGGUAAUGUGUAAACGGAAAGUGACUAGUUUUACGACAUAACAUAGUCGUUCAAUUUUUUUUCUUUCAAAUGUCUGUUGGAAAAACGAGUAUUAGACAACUGAAUAUCAGUCUGUAGAAGGAUAUAUCUUUGAUAACGAUUUUAGUAAGAAGGUUUAAUAAAAAUCAUUUUGAUGGUUUUAAUAUUGCACAAUUUGAUGGAACUUUAUACAUGAGUUUGUCCUUAGUAAUACGUAUUUAGUCUGACUUUUAUCAGAUUCAUAUAACUGACCCAAAAAUAUUUGAUAUAGUUGAAAAUAAAAAAGUUGUGUUUAAUGAA
Pecten maximus is the source of this 6976-nucleotide messenger RNA. RefSeq lists its product as uncharacterized. The transcript has 12 exons. The coding region runs from base 105 to 6671 and encodes 2188 amino acids. NCBI's taxonomy places the organism in Eukaryota, Metazoa, Mollusca, Bivalvia, Pectinida, Pectinidae. The record is from RefSeq and is a predicted model, not a curated record.